AUGUCGCGCAAAGAAGAUUCGAAGGCCAAAGAUGCCGUGGUUAGCGUCAAUGUCGAGGAUUACACUAAGACCCGCGACAGUUCCAACUCCAACUCGUCGCGGUCUGCCCUCCCCGCCCGUGACCUCGUCGCGAGUAUCGCUCGUGCUACUUCUUCCAUUCAUGGCGCCACUUCGGGUGUUCACGCCGUCGCCACGUUUCCUAGCGACCAGGCCCAACUGACAUACACCCAGGUCAUCAUCAGCCUGGCGCAACUGCAGUCCGCCGUCUCGGACCUGUCGCGCGCCUACAUCAACCACACCAACUCGGUCCUGAACCCUGGCUCCUCCAGCAUUGACUUCGGAGGUCUCACCAGCGGAAUCACCAACACCCUCUUCGAAAGUGGCCUCCUGGGCGCUCGUCCUACCAGCCCCGGCGCCAAGUCGGAGGUGGGCGAGAAGAAAAAGCGCAAGCGCGCUCCUCCUGACCCCAACGCCCCCAAGCGUGCCUUGACCCCGUUCUUCCUCUACAUGCAGCACAACCGCGCCAAGAUUGCGGAAGAACUGGGCUCCGCGGCCAAGCCUAAGGACGUUUCCGACGAGGGAACUCACCGCUGGGCUGACAUGCCCGAUGCGCAGAAGGAGGUCUGGAAGAAGCUGUACGCCGACAACCUUGCCGUCUACAAGGAGAAGAUGAAGGCCUACAAGGCCGGUCUCCCCUUCGGGGAUGAUGACAGCGCCAAGGCUGCCAACCAGCUCCAGCAGGACGUGGAGGGUAUUUCUGCCUCCGGUGCGGAGGAGACCGACGAGGACGACGAAGACGAAGAGGAAGAGGUUCAGGAACCCGAGCCCGAGCCCGAGCAGGAAGAGGAGGAAGUGGAAGAAUCCGAGCCUGAGCCCAUCAAGGAGCCUACUCCCCCGCGCAGCACCAGUGCUAAGCGUCGUCGCAGCGAGGGCAAGACCAAGGAGACUUCCACACCCGUUGUCGAGAAGAAGGAGUCGCCCGAGAAGAAGAAGCGCACCUCUGCCCGCAAGGCGGCCGAGGAACCACCCGCUUCCGCUCGCAAGCCGGCUGCCGACAAGCGCAGCAAGAAGAAGCGCAAGAGCGAGGCCGCCGACGAGUAA
Molecule: messenger RNA, 1101 nt
Organism: Aspergillus affinis
Lineage: Eukaryota; Fungi; Ascomycota; Eurotiomycetes; Eurotiales; Aspergillaceae
Exons: 3
Coding region: 1-1101 (366 amino acids)
Source: RefSeq, a predicted model, not a curated record